CCCCGGGCCUCGCCGGCCGCCGGGCUCUGGCCGCGGGUUCCCGGCCGCCGCGGCGGGAGGACGGGAGCAGAGCAGCCCACCUGAGCGCGGGGCUUGGGCCCGCGCCGGUACUUUUCCGCUGGGGCCGGGGCGAGCCCUCUGACCUCAGGAAACGCCGGCGGGGCCCCUGCUGGGGCGGGCUGGGCAGAGCAUUCCGCGGGCGCUGGGUGCUCACGCCUGCCCGCCGUCCUCCGGGGCCCCGGCGGCUCGGGCCUGUGCCCCCACGGGACGAGCUUCUGCUCGGACGCGGGGUCCCCGGCCGCCCCGCACACCUGUGCGGCCGGAGCAGUCGGGGGCGGGAUCCGCGGGCGCGCGCAGGCCGGCUUGGGGAGACCUGGGUUGCCUCCUGCCGAGGCCUGGCCGAGGCCCCUGCUGCCCCCGUCGGGUGGCCGGGCUGAUCGAGGGGCGGCCUGCUUGCCAGACAGGUCUGACGGCAGACACCAGUCUGGUCAGUGCCUACUUUCCCACCGCCCCUGGUCCUUGCGCCCGGGGGAAGCCGACUUUCAUCUCUCUGGAGCGCUGGGAUUCUCUCUGACUUGGGAAGUACCAAGGCAACGCAGGUGAUGUGGCCCAGUGAGGGCCUGUGGCUGCUGGCCAGAGCCGGCCCUCAUCCUGCCCCCCCAGCCCUGCCCAUCUCGGCCCCAUGCCCCCGCCAGUCAGCUUCGGGCCCCCGGCAGUGAGCAGGCACGUGGCAGCCAAGGCCCUGUGACCAGGCCAGGGAGACGGGCGCUCCGGGGUCCCAGUCAUCUGCCCCCCCAUGGAGCUGAGGCCCUGGUUGCUAUGGAUGGUAGCAGCAGCAGGAGCCUUGGUCCUGCUAGCAGCUGAUGCUCGUGGCCAGGUCUUCACCAACACUUGGGCUGUGCACAUCUCUGGAGGCCAGGCUGUGGCUGACAGCGUGGCCCAGAAGCAUGGCUUCCACAACCUGGGCCUGAUCUUCGGUGACUAUUACCACUUCCGGCACAGAGCAGUGACAAAGCGGUCCCUGUCGCCUCACCGCCUGUGGCACAGCCGGCUACAGAGGGAGCCCCAAGUAAAGUGGCUGGAACAGCAGGUAGCGAAGCGAAGGACCAAGAGGGAUGUGUACCAGGAGCCCACAGACCCCAAGUUCCCCCAGCAGUGGUACCUGUCUGGUGUCACUCAGCGAGACCUCAAUGUGAAGGAAGCUUGGGCCCAGGGCUUCACAGGUCACGGCAUUGUGGUCUCCAUCCUGGAUGACGGAAUUGAGAAGAACCAUCCUGACUUGGCAGGCAAUUAUGAUCCUGGAGCCAGUUUUGAUGUCAAUGACCAGGACCCUGACCCACAGCCUCGGUAUACACAGAUGAACGACAACAGGCACGGCACUCGGUGUGCAGGUGAAGUGGCCGCGGUAGCCAACAACGGUGUCUGUGGUGUGGGGGUGGCUUACAACGCCAGGAUUGGAGGGGUGCGCAUGUUGGACGGCGAGGUGACUGACGCAGUAGAGGCUCGUUCGCUGGGCUUGAACCCCAACCACAUCCACAUCUACAGCGCCAGCUGGGGCCCUGAGGACGAUGGCAAGACCGUGGAUGGGCCAGCCCGUCUUGCUGAGGAGGCCUUCUUUCGGGGAGUUAGCCAGGGUCGCGGAGGGCUGGGCUCCAUCUUUGUCUGGGCCUCAGGGAAUGGGGGCCGGGAACAUGACAGCUGUAAUUGUGACGGCUACACCAACAGCAUCUACACACUGUCCAUCAGCAGUGCCACACAGUUCGGCAAUGUGCCCUGGUACAGUGAGGCCUGCUCCUCCACGCUGGCCACCACCUACAGCAGUGGCAACCAGAACGAGAAGCAGAUCGUGACAACGGACUUGAGGCAGAAAUGCACAGAGUCGCACACCGGCACCUCGGCUUCUGCCCCAUUGGCGGCUGGUAUCAUCGCUCUCGCCCUGGAGGCCAAUAAAAACCUCACCUGGCGAGACAUGCAGCAUCUGGUGGUCCAGACCUCAAAGCCAGCCCACCUCAGUGCUAACGACUGGGCCACCAACGGUGUGGGCCGGAAAGUGAGUCAUUCAUAUGGCUACGGGCUGUUGGAUGCAGGUGCCAUGGUGGCCCUGGCCCAGAACUGGACAACAGUGGCCCCCCAGCGGAAGUGCAUCAUUGACAUCCUAGUGGAGCCCAAGGACAUUGGCAAGCGACUAGAGGUGCGCAAGUCUGUGACAGCGUGCCUCGGCGAGCCCAACCACAUCACCCGGCUGGAACAUGCUCAGGCUCGGCUCACCUUGUCUUACAAUCGCCGUGGUGACCUGGCCAUCCACCUUAUCAGCCCCUUGGGCACCCGCUCCACCUUACUGGCUGCCAGACCCCAUGACUACUCCGCUGAUGGGUUUAAUGACUGGGCUUUCAUGACAACUCAUUCCUGGGAUGAGGACCCCUCUGGCGAAUGGGUCCUAGAGAUUGAGAAUACCAGCGAGGCCAACAACUAUGGGACGCUGACCAAGUUCACUCUCGUACUCUACGGCACAGCCUCUGAGGAGCUCUCUACACCCCCGGAAAGCAGCGGCUGCAAAACCCUGGCAUCCAGCCAGGCCUGCGUGGUGUGCGAGGAAGGCUUCUCACUGCACCAGAAAAGCUGUGUCCAGCACUGCCCACCAGGCUUCACUCCCCAAGUCCUUGAUACACACUACAGCACCGAGAACGAUGUGGAGACCAUCCGCGCCAGCAUCUGCACCCCCUGUCACGCCUCUUGUACCACCUGCCAGGGCCCAGCUCCCACAGACUGCCUCAGCUGCCCCAGCCAUGCCUCCCUGGACCCAGUGGAGCAGACCUGCUCCAGGCAAAGCCAGAGCAGCCGAGAAUCUCGACCUCAGCAGCCGCCGCCGCCUCCUGCACUCCACCCCGAGGUGGAGGUGGAGCCCCGGCUGCAGACUGGGCUGCUGCCCUCUCACCUGCCUGAGGUGGUGGCCGGCCUCAGCUGCGUUUUCAUAGUGCUGGUCUUUGGCACUGUCUUCCUGGUCUUGCAGCUGCGCUCUGGCUUCAGCUUCCGGGGAGUGAAGGUGUACACCAUGGACCGUGGCCUCGUUUCCUACAAGGGGCUGCCCCCCGAAGCCUGGCAGGAGGAGUGCCCAUCUGACUCCGAAGAGGAUGAGGGCCGGGGCGAGAGGACCGCCUUUAUCAAAGACCAGAGCGCCCUUUGACGAGCCCACUGCCCACCCACCAAAUCCAUCCCUUCCUUGGGCACUUUUUAAGUCACCAAAGUAUUUUUUUAUCUUGGGACUGGGUUUGGACCCUAGUUGGGAGGCAAGAGGAGCAGACACUGCUUCCUACCCCAUCCUUGGGCCUACCUGUUUGCCUGAGGUGGGGCCCCCAGAGCCUCACCCCUUACACCCCUCCACGUGGAGAAAGGAGUAAAAUAUUUAGGGCAGCUUCCAAGGCCCAGCUGGAGUUCCUGCGGAGUGAAGAGGGGCGGCCUUUCUCUGGGCCCUUGACCAGGCUGCAGCCCUGCCCCUUUCCUGCCCCUCAGAAAGCAAUAAUGGUCCCCAUCCAGGCAACAAGGAGGCUGGCCCGGAGGUACCUGAAGAAGGCGGCCACCUCCACAAGGGCUUUUGCAUCCCCUGACCCUCUCUGGCUCCUGGAUGAGCCUCCGCAGAAGCUGCAGUUGUGGGAAGGGACCAAAGCAGGCACUCUCCAGCACGCACGCCCAUACUUCCAUGCUCUCAGCCUGCCUCUGCACUCCAGGCCUCCACUCCAGCCGGUAGCCAGGCUGCGCUAGGCUGGCACGGGCCAAGCUAAAGCUCUGGGGGCCUUAAGCUGGUGUCCUGACCAUCCUCUCUAUGGCACCCUGCCCCCUGCCAGGGCCCUGUUUUCUGAGCCCGGGGCUGCCUGGGCUGUUGGCACUCCCAGUACCGGAGCCCCUGGGUGGGUGGUGGGAGGGGACGGUGGCCCAGCCGGCUCCUCCCGCCUCCCACCCGAUGCUGCUUUCCCCUGUGGGGAUCUCAGGAGCUGUUUGAGGAUAUAUUUUCACUUUGUGAUUAUUUCACUUUAGAUGCUGAUUUUUUUUUUUUUUUUU
Molecule: messenger RNA, 4056 nt
Organism: Onychomys torridus (southern grasshopper mouse)
Lineage: Eukaryota; Metazoa; Chordata; Mammalia; Rodentia; Cricetidae
Gene: Furin
Product: furin, paired basic amino acid cleaving enzyme
Exons: 16
Coding region: 797-3184 (795 amino acids)
Biological process (GO): peptide hormone processing
Cellular component (GO): Golgi membrane; trans-Golgi network
Molecular function (GO): serine-type endopeptidase activity
Source: RefSeq, a predicted model, not a curated record